This is a messenger RNA of Paralichthys olivaceus (Japanese flounder), 978 nucleotides long. Lineage: Eukaryota; Metazoa; Chordata; Actinopteri; Pleuronectiformes; Paralichthyidae. The record is from RefSeq and is a predicted model, not a curated record.
AGCUCGUGAGGACCUCAACCCAGAGUCAACAGGUCGACCACUGCGCUGGUGAAACCGGGUUUAAGGCGGAUUUACGCGUGCGUAAUGACGCAUAAAUACUGGAUGAGGCAUAGACAAUUUUGGGACUUGAAAUAAUGCAGGAGCUUCAUUUGGGUUGAAUAAAAAAAAAGCUGUCAACACGUCGAGGCACCAUGGAGAACUUCGACCUGCCGUCUUUCAGCACACCUUGCGUGAGCGAUCGUUUCCAAGAGGCGUCCGUGCGUUUUCAAACAACUCCCCACCUCUCCAUCGAUUCCUAGGACAUGCUGUGUUUGAUCCAGACCCCUCGCACACACUCGAGAGAAGUUUUCCAGUAAUAGAGAUGCAGGGCCGUUGUGUAGUGAGAGGCUUUGCCGGUCUGUCCGCGGUGCGCUCCUGCAGCCUCCUGCUACUCCUCCUCCACUUGAGCGCACCGGUGGAGGCGAGGAGAGUGCGCGGCGGCCGAGCGCAGACUCGGCGGGUGCAACAGCAGCAACAGCAACAGCAGCAGCAGCUUCAGCAGCAGCAGCAGCAGCAGCCGGCUCAUACGCACAGGGAACGGGUGGAAGGAGCAGAGAGCUUCCCUUUAGACUUUACAGCCGUGGAGGGGAACAUGGAUAACUUCAUGGUGCAGAUUAAGAACUUGGCGCAGUCGCUGUACCCGUGCUCUGCGCAGAAACUGGAGCAAGACAUGAAGCUGCACUUUUUGAAGAAUGCGUCUGUGACGUGCAAUGACGGGUCGCCUGCAGGGUACUACAUCAAGGAGUCGAAAGGAAGCAAGAGGUGGCUGCUGUUUUUAGAGGGUGGAUGGUACUGUUUCAACAGGCAGACCUGUGUCAGCAGGUAUGAGACCAUGAGGAGAUUGAUGAGCUCCACCGAGUGGCCACAAACCAGGACAGGAACAGGAAUUCUGUCUCCUCAGCCAGAAGAAAACCCACACUGGUGGAACGCCAACAUGGU